Molecule: messenger RNA, 1961 nt
Organism: Etheostoma cragini (Arkansas darter)
Lineage: Eukaryota; Metazoa; Chordata; Actinopteri; Perciformes; Percidae
Gene: afmid
Product: arylformamidase
Exons: 11
Coding region: 205-1086 (293 amino acids)
Cellular component (GO): cytoplasm
Molecular function (GO): arylformamidase activity
Source: RefSeq, a predicted model, not a curated record
AGAGAGGGGACGGCGGCCAGAGACAGACAGAGCCGUUCACUGAAAUAGGAAGUUUAUAUUUACUUGUUUUGCAAUAAAACUUGAAAGAAGAAAAAGAUAAGGGGAGGGUGUAUCAGUCUAUGGUCUAAAGUGCAGCGCUUCAACUGUCGCUCGGAUGUUUCUGCCAGUGGACUUUCGGCGAGUCAAGUCACUUCGAGAGAUAAAAUGAUGCACUGGACUGAAUUUAAGAAAGAAGAGCUCGAGAGGCAGUAUUCACCCACCCGGUGGUCGCACAGGAUGUCUGCGGACGACGUGAUCAAGGCUCACGUGAAGGCUUUAAAGGAAGGUACGGAGCGCGCCCGUGGCCUGGCUCAAACGUUGCUCAAUGUCCCAUAUGGGGAGGGAGAUGGAGAGAAACUGGAUGUCUACAUACCCAGCACCAACUCAUUGGACGUCCCCCUUGUGAUUUACAUACAUGGAGGCUACUGGCAGUUUCUCAGCAAGGAGGAGUCAGGAUUCAUGGCUGUUCCGCUCGUUGAUAAAGGCGUAGUGGUGGUUGCCGUCGGAUAUGACAUCGCCCCCAAAGGCAACAUGGACUUGAUGGUGUCUCAAGUACGCAGGAGUGUUGUGUCUGUUGUUCAGCAGUAUUCUCACAUCAGUGGUCUGUACCUGUGUGGCCACUCUGCUGGGGCUCACCUGGCUGCAAUGGUCCUGUCCACUGACUGGUCGGAGUACAGCAUCACUCCUCAGAUCAAAGGUGCUUUUCUUGUCAGUGGCAUAUAUGACCUUCUGCCCAUCCUGUCCACCUAUGUCAACGAGCCCUUGAAGAUGACCGAGGAGGUGGCGGUGAGGAACAGCCCCAGCAAGCUGAUCCCUCAGCUCAAACUCUCCUUCCCCAGCUGCCACGUCGUUGUGGCCGUCGCUGAGAACGACUCGCCGGAAUUUCGCAAGCAGUCGGAAGAAUACUACAAAACUUUGAAGGCGUCAGGACUCGAUGUGACCAUGGAGGACGUGGCGAACACAGACCACUUCAGUAUCAUUGAGCAACUGGUAGAUGGCGAGUAUCACCUAACAAAGCUUCUCUUAAAGGCAAUGGGGAAGACCUGAGGCGUCAGCCUUUGAUCCAUAAUCUAAUGUCAACAUACCUCUGUAGCAACAUACACUUCUGAACAGAGUCCCCACAAUAUGCAUUAUUUCAGGUUUGUACAAUAGUGAAUGUACAAUUUCUAUCAUGUCGAUUGUUCAGCAAUCAGGUGGCAUGGAUUGUGUUGUUUACUGUCCGACUGUUUACUGUAUCAUUACUUAUAGCUGUUUGUUUACUGUAGAUACUACUGUCAGAAAAACAUUUUAUGAAAACAUUAUGUACCUAAAACUGAAUCAUAUCAAGGAAGCUGAUUGUACUGCUGUUAAACCUGCUCAUAUUCAGGUUAAACCUAUUAUCUAACAAGCAUAGUGUACAAUGUUAUCAUCAGGAAACACAGUUCCACCGACACACUAAAAGUUGUUGAGCUGAUGGUUAGUUUUGGCGUUUCUCCAGUGUUUUGUAAAAGGCUGGGUCUGUCUGUUUGGUGUUUUUUGUUCUUGUUACAAUCUGGUCCACAACUUAAAGUCCUUGGGAAGGACAAGAAUAGGAGCUCAUUUCAAGUGUACUAAUAUAUCGUACAAAGUGAAUGUAGCUUUUGAUUGUAACCUUCGCAAGGCUGAUAUCCAAUCUAAGUAAAAUUGGGUAAAAGAAACGUAAUGAACACAUUUGGAUUGUUGCACUGAUCCUAAUAUAGUAGAAUAAUGAUAAUUGAAAACACAUAUUUUUAAAGAACAAAUGGGACUAAAUUGAACGGAUUCACAUUGUUACUGAGUUCAUUUAGGCAUCUUAAAUAAUUGUUUGCAUUACGGUUAACACACAAAUGUUCUGUAUUAAUAAGUACUGUAGAUUAUAAAAGAGAUUCAUCAAAAUAAAUGUUCAUAUUUGCGAAUUCUUGUAA